Symbiodinium sp. CCMP2456 is the source of this 1224-nucleotide messenger RNA. The record is from the annotation of a GenBank genome assembly. NCBI's taxonomy places the organism in Eukaryota, Dinophyceae, Suessiales, Symbiodiniaceae.
AUGGCGCAGUCUGCCGUCGGUGCAACGCUCGGAGCCGCUGCCCUGCUAGGCGGCUGUGCCUUUCUGGCUCCUUCCACUCCACAUGCGGCCUCCGCACCCGCACAGCUGCGAGGCGCCACGCAGGGCGCUUCUUCCGCUGCGGGAGCCGCUGCCCCGCUGGCUGGAGCUGCUUUGCUGGCGACUGCUGCGGCACUGGCCAGGCCCACCGAGUCUGCAACGACCCGUCGGGCGGCCGUGAAGAAGAAGGGUGUCAAGGUUGUCCACGGCAAGGAGAUUCCAUGGAACCUCUUCACUCCGAAAGCCCCGUACCCAGGAAAGGUCAUCGAAAACGAUGUGCACCCGCAGACUUUGACCGAGGAAACUGGGGAUGCCAACUGGGAGACUUGCCAUGUGACCUUCGACCACGACGGCAAGGUGCCCUACAUUGAGGGACAGUCCAUCGGAGUCAUCGCACCAGGUCCUGACAAGAAGGGCGAAACCCCGGCCCGGAUCCGCUUGUACUCCAUUGCUUCCUCGGCAGUCGGGGACAAUCAGAACUCCAAGACCGUGUCUUUGUGCGUGAAGCGCGUGGUCGAGGUGGACGGCAAGUUUGCCAAUCGCGAGAAGGGUGAGGACAAGCCCGAUAAAGCUGGCACGGCUUACCCUGAGAACCAGGUCUAUCGGGGAGUUUGCUCGAACCACAUCUGCGACAUGUCGCCCGGAGAUGACGUCAUGAUCACUGGCCCCACUGGAGCCGAGAUGCUUCUGCCUGAGGACCCAGAGGCCAACAUCAUCAUGCUGGCUACAGGCACGGGCAUCGCCCCGAUGCGAUCCUACUGCCGACUGCUCUUCCACGACGACGCCGGGGCUAGCGGAGAUGGCAGAAAGUUCAAGGGCAAGGCCUGGCUUUUCAUGGGAGUUCCCUACUCCAAGUCUCUCCUUUACGAUGACGAGCACCAGGACUACAAGAAGAACUACCCGGACCAGUUCAGGUACGACUACGCCGUCAGCCGUCAGCAUCAGAAUGCAGCGGGCCAGAAGAUGUACAUCCAGACCAAGAUGGCAGAGUAUGCGGAUGAGCUCUGGGAUCUCAUGCAGGACGAGAAGACACACGUCUACAUGUGCGGUCUGAAAGGCAUGGAGUCUGGCAUGGCAGAGUGCUUCGGACCUAUCGCGGAGAAGGCCGGAAAGGAUUGGGCAGAGUUCGCCAAGGCUAUGAAGAAGGCCGACCGCUACCACGUCGAG